Molecule: messenger RNA, 1048 nt
Organism: Eurypyga helias (sunbittern)
Lineage: Eukaryota; Metazoa; Chordata; Aves; Eurypygiformes; Eurypygidae
Product: ubiquitin-associated protein 2-like
Exons: 5
Cellular component (GO): cytoplasm; nucleus
Source: RefSeq, a predicted model, not a curated record
CAUUGAUUUGGUAACACUGCUUCAAAAGCCUAUGACUUCUACCCAAGAGACAGAAGGCAACUCAUUUAAGGCUCCCCAGCAGCAGACCUUCGGCCAAGCCUUGGUCUUCACAAAUUCUCAGCACAGCACCCAGAUGGCAUCAGGAACUGUCAACUCCAGUGCUGUAAACUCUUAUUCUUCUCAAAGUCUGUCUGCAGUUCUUUGUUCUGGCUUUGGAGAACUUGGAUCCUCUAAAUUGGCAAACUCUACUGGAUCCCAAAUCUUGGACCAAUUGAAAUCUCCAGGUUUGGGUCAGUUUACUUCUCAACAAAACAAUAGUAGCUCUACCACUACUACCACAUCAUCUUGGCACCUAAAACCGCCCAUUACUCAGUCUUCAGUUCUUAGUCAGUUUGACUUUAAAUCCCAGCCUGAACCAUCCCCAGUUCUGAGCCAGCUGACCCAGCGACAGCAACAACAAAUGCAGGCAGUCCCUGUUCCUCCUCCUGGGCUGGAGUCCUCCUCCCAGGUAAAACUCUGUGAGCCGUUGCCAGUAGACACCUCUACAACUGUUAGCAAAAUGUUACAGCUCCCCACUAUGUCUGUGGCUAAUCAGGCAGUGACUGCCCAUCAAACCCAGCAGAAACACAUAAAACCACCAAAACGGAGGAUAACUCCAGCAUCCAAGAUUCCUGUUUCUGCAGUGGAGAUGCCUGGAUCAGCAGAUAUGUCAGGGUUAAAUGUUCAGUUUGGAGCUCUAGAGUUCGGAUCAUAGCCUGCACUCCCAGAGUUUGGAUCAACUUCAAGCAGUGAGAAUACAAGCCAGGCGGCCAACAAUAGCUUACACUCAAAAUCUGUAAAUGAUCCUUUGAAUACUUCUUCACCAAUAUCCAAUACAGUACAGGAGACUAUGUACGCAACCUCUGUCAUCACCUCUUCCAGCGUGACUUGCUCAUCCCAGAGCACUAGCUCAGUAACAACUUCCUCCUAUGACCAGACUUCUGUGCAUAGUAGGAUGGCAUACCAAAGCUCCACGGCUCCAUCUGAAUCAACCCCUGUUGCAGUUACG